AUGGUGAGGCCCCAUCUAGAAUACGCCAACUCAGUCUGGGGACCGACGUCCAGAGGUGAUCAAGACGCCGUGGAGAGGGUGCAGAGGAGAGCGACAAGGUUCGUCCACUCCGUGCGACAUCUCGAGUACCAGGACAGGCUCAGGGAACUGAAGCUCCCCAGCAUGUACUACAGGAGGCUGAGGGGUGAUGUCAUCACAGUGUAUCUGAUGUUGACGGGACGCCUGAAGGUGACAGCUGGUGACCUGCUGGAACGAGAACCGUCCCAGAGAACGAGGAACCACGGUCUGAAACUGAGACAGCCCAGAGUCAACACCCAGCUGCGUCAAGUCUCCUUCUGUUCGCGCGUCAUCUCGGCCUGGAAUGGACUCCCAGCGGACGUUGUAUCUGCCCCAAGCGUCAACGCCUUCAAGAAUCGACUUGACAAGUUCUGGACGCACCGAGUCUACGAACUGAGAUGUCCGUGA
Amphibalanus amphitrite is the source of this 465-nucleotide messenger RNA. RefSeq lists its product as uncharacterized. The coding region runs from base 1 to 465 and encodes 154 amino acids. The record is from RefSeq and is a predicted model, not a curated record. NCBI's taxonomy places the organism in Eukaryota, Metazoa, Arthropoda, Thecostraca, Balanomorpha, Balanidae. The transcript has a single exon.